Molecule: messenger RNA, 1723 nt
Organism: Medicago truncatula (barrel medic)
Lineage: Eukaryota; Viridiplantae; Streptophyta; Magnoliopsida; Fabales; Fabaceae
Product: putative UPF0481 protein At3g02645
Exons: 2
Coding region: 264-1517 (417 amino acids)
Source: RefSeq, a predicted model, not a curated record
UUGAGAGCAUGAAAAUCUAAAGCACUACACUGAGCCCAUAUUAUAUUAUAUAUGCAUUAGGUAAAAGUUUCAACCAUUAUUAUAUUGAAUGAAUGAUGGCAUCCCAACCUACCCUUGUAAAAAAGGUUGUGGGGUUACAAAUGGAGCUACAAAGGUACAUAGAUACAAAUCCAACACCCGAAAGUUCACGACCAAAGAUACAAAGGGUGCAAGAGUAUCUCAGAAAUAGAGAAAAAUUUGAGAAGCAUUAGACCCCGAGGUUGAUGUCAAAAGGUCCUAUCCAUCAUGGCAAUAAAUCUCUAAAGUUAGGAGAGAAGUACAAGCUUAUGUGGGCAGCAAAAUACAUCAAAAACACUGGAAGCAUUCAGAGGGAUCUACACAAAAACAUUGUUGAUAACAUUGAUAAACUGAAGGGUCAUUUUGAUGACGAUGUUUUAACAUUGACCGGAAAUUCUCUCGAAGGCUUUGAUAGUCUUGAAGAAAAGCUAUCGUGGAUGUUGUUGGUGGAUGGAUGCUCUUUGCUUUAUAUCUUGGAGAAAGACAGGCUUGUUGAACCAGGGCCUAUGGAUAUUAAGGUUGAUCAACUAGCUAUUGUGAUGGUGGAUGUGCUUUUGUUAGAGAAUCAACUUCCUUAUGAAGUACUCGAGCUAUUGUGGAAAGAUAACAACAAGAGUGAAUUGAUAAAAAGCACGACGAAUUUCCUCGAGUGUCUCUGGGCCAGACCAGGUAAGUCACAGCCAGAGAAGGAGAAAGACGUGGUUCCAAAUGAGUCACAGUUAGAGAAGGAGGAUGACGAAGAAGGACAACACAAUGUAUCAAUACCAAAUGAAUCACAUUCGAAGACACCCACUCAUCUUCUUGAUCUUCAGCACAAAAUGAUCGCCACGGCAUCUAAACCCAAGACUAAAAGCAAUGAAACUGCCGACAUGAAAGGGAGUCAGGAGAAGAAUAAGUUCGAGAUGAUUACAUAUAGGAACAUACAAGAUCUAAAAGCAGUAGGAAUAAGACUUAAGUCAAGCAAGACACAAAGCCCAAGAGACAUGGAUUUCUGCGAAGGAUGGUUCGCUGCGACACUGACUCUACCUGAGAUCGUUGUGGACGACACAUUAGCCUUUACUUAUCUCAAUCUGAUAGCAUAUGAGAUGUGUCCCGAUUUUAAGAACGACUACGUAAUUUGUUCUUAUGUAGCUUUCAUGGAGUCACUCAUUGACCAUCCUGAAGAUGUGAAGGAAUUGAGAUCAAAACGGAUUUUGCUCAAUUGCCUUGGGAGUGAUGAGGAAGUUGCCAAACUUUUCAAUAUCAUAGGCACUGACUUGACGACUAACAUAGACACAUAUUAUGAUGUUAGAUGCAAAAUAAAUAAGCAUUAUAGUAACAGAUACAAGACUUGGAUAGCGAAGGGUUUUGAGAAUCAUUUCAGCAGUCCUUGGACCAUUAUUGCAUUCAGUGCUGCGUCUAUCGCCCUUGUUCUUACUCUCAUUCAGACAUUGUUUACGAUUCACCCGGCUUGCAAAUAAAGGAGAUUCCCUAUGACAAUGUUGUUUUCCGUUAUGGCACUCAUCAUACUUCUCUGGAAUUUUAAUAGGUUGAGUUUUUUUAAUGAAUAAAUUUUAGGUUAAGUUUGUGUGUACGUCGUCAUGACUAUGAGUACUCAAAAAUAAAGAGUGCCUUUUUCUGUGUUGUGUGUUGAAUUGAAACAUGAAUAAAUUAAUAUUCUCAUUGA